Molecule: messenger RNA, 3810 nt
Organism: Sabethes cyaneus
Lineage: Eukaryota; Metazoa; Arthropoda; Insecta; Diptera; Culicidae
Gene: Npc1b
Product: NPC intracellular cholesterol transporter 1 homolog 1b
Exons: 6
Coding region: 1-3810 (1269 amino acids)
Cellular component (GO): membrane
Molecular function (GO): lipid carrier activity
Source: RefSeq, a predicted model, not a curated record
AUGGAUUAUUAUUACAUUGCGAUGCGUGCGGUGGCAAGUGUUUUGUUGAUGGUGCUGGUGCUGGUGGCAAGCUGUCUAGCCCAGGAAGAGGAACAUCACUGCGUGAUGUACGGAAUUUGCCAUAGCACCGGAGUACAUUAUCAGAACUGUCCGACAAAUGAGACGGCGAAGCCGUUGAAUGAUCCAGCUGCGGUGGAAAUCAUGCGAAGGCGUUGCGGGUUCAUGUUUGAUAGUGAUGAUACUCCGGUUUGUUGUAAUCCGAUGCAGCUCGAAGAGUUGGAUAGCAAUUUUAAAAAUGGGGAAGGAAUUUUUGGACGGUGUGAAACCUGCGUCCGGAAUAUGCUGUUCAGUAUAUGUAGUAUGGCUUGCAGUCCGGAACAGAGUCGGUUCUUGACUGCCUACGUGGAUGAAACUAACGAGUACGUGGAAAAGGUUGAAUAUCGGAUCGAUCGGGAGCAUAUACAGGGGGUUUACGAUUCGUGUAAGGGUGUGGUGGUGCCGUCCAGCGGGAAGUACGGUAUGGAUAUGGCUUGCGGUGGAUGGGAAUCGACUCGGUGUACAGCGGAACGCUGGUACGAGUACAUGGGAGAUGCGGGCAUCAACGACUUUGUACCGUUCUUGAUUGAGUAUCACUUUCCGGAGGAGCCGGAAACGCGGUACAACCAGGAAGUGCUACACUGCAACGAGGCGUACAACGACUCGGUGAGUUGUUCGUGUGUCGACUGCUUCGAUAGCUGCCCGGUUUCGAGUCCACCGCAAGCGGACGAUCCGGGCUUCCUGGUGGGAGACCUGAACGGAGUCACAUUUGUGAUUGCCAUGGUUGUAGGGGGAUAUGGACUGGCCGUCAUUUUGAUGUCCGGACUGAUGAAAUCCGUUGGGGAGUUUCCGGAUUUUCCGAAAUUCUUCGGAGGCUUUCCGGGGGUUAACAUCGGUCUGACGAAGUUCUUCACCCACUGGGGAACGUUUUGUGCAGCUCAUCCCAUGUUGAUUCUGGCUAUCUGUUCCUGGUGUAUUGGAGGACUCUGCUAUGGUAUCGUAUUUCUGCAGAUCACGACGGAUCCCGUGGAGUUGUGGGCAGCUCCGGAAAGUCGAUCGCGUCUGGAGAAGGAUUACUUCGAUUCUCGCUUUUCGCCGUUCUAUCGAACGGCUCAAAUCUUCAUCAAACCCUAUCAGCAAGACUACAUCAAUCACACAACCGCGGCGGGAAACCUUACCUUUGGACCGGCAUUCGAGCAGCAGUUCCUGCUGGAAGUGUUCGCUCUUCAGGAGCAGAUCGAACAAAUCGGUCAGGAGGAAGGUGCUGGUUUGGAGCGCAUCUGCUACGCUCCGAUGACCGCUAGCGGAAAGCAGACGGUACUGAGCGAAUGCACCGUCCAGUCGGUGUUCGGGUACUUUCAGAACAGCUAUCAGAAGUUCAACGAAGUUUACGUCGAUUUCGAGGGUUUUGAGGUGAACUAUUUGAACAAGAUCAACGACUGUACGCGAAAUGCCUAUCUGCCGACUUGCUUCGGUGCGUACGGUGGACCGAUCGAGCCGGGUAUCGCAGUCGGAGGGUUUCCGAAACCUGCCCUGGGGGAGAGUCCUGAUUUUCGGCUGGCGACGGGGCUUGUGCUGACGUUUUUGAUUCGGAACCGGGCGGAUAAGGAUGAGUUGGAACCGAUGAUGGAAUGGGAGAGGAAGUACAUUGAGUUUAUUGAGCGAUACGAAAGUCCGCUGAUGGAUAUUGCUUAUACCGCGGAGCGGUCCAUUGAGGACGGGAUCGAAGCGAUGUCCCAAGGGGAGAUGAUUACGGUUAUCAUUAGCUAUGUGGUGAUGUUCGUCUACAUAACGAUUUCGCUGGGUCGGAUUAGUGGUUGGAAGACGUUUUUCAAGGAGUCCAAAAUUACGCUUGCCGUCGGUGGGAUUGUGAUCGUUCUGGUGUCCGUCGCGUGCAGUUUGGGAUUCUUCGGUUACCUUCGGCUGGCAACGACGAUGCUUACGAUCGAAGUGAUUCCGUUUCUAGUGCUGGCGGUGGGCGUCGAUAACAUUUUCAUGUUGGUGCAUGCUUUCCAACGGAUUGACCGGGUUGAGACGCCAGAAACGCCGGAGGCGAUUGGAAAAGCUUUGGGGCAGAUCGGUCCAUCGAUUCUCCUCACGUCGGCCAGUGAAUGCUGUUGUUUUGCCAUUGGUGGAUUGUCCUCGAUGCCGGCGGUCAAUACGUUCGCUUGGUACGCUACGGUUGCACUGUUUGUAGACUUCGUUCUGCAGAUAACUGCCUUCGUGGCGUUGAUGGCUUUGGACGAGCGACGAGCCAGGGAGAAGCGACUGGAUCUGUUCUGUUGUAUUAAAAGCAAAGCUGAAACCGACAAAGGACGGGGUCCCGGCUUCCUGGAGAAGAUCUUCGACCGUUACUAUGCACCGUUUUUAAUGAAGAAUCCCGUGCGCUUGGUGGUGCUGGCAUUCUUUCUAAUCUUGUCCUCGCUGUCGCUGAUGGUGGUACCGAACGUGGAACCGGGAUUGGACCAGCAACUCUCGAUGCCGAAGGACUCACAUCUGGUUAAGUAUUUCCAGUUUAUGGCCGACCUGCUGUGGAUGGGACCUCCGGUGUACUUUGUUCUGAAGCCCGCUCUGAAUUACACGGACAUCAACGACCAGAACGUCGUCUGCGGUGGGGUGCUUUGCGAUUCGGAUUCCGUUCAGACGAAGCUCUAUCUGGCUUCACUUUAUCCGGAGAUAACCCGAAUUGCUCGACCGGCUUCCUCUUGGCUAGAUGACUACAUCGACUGGCUGAACAUCGACAGUUGCUGCAAGUACCACCCGGAGGACGAUUCAUUCUGCCCGAGUCAGGACAACAACUGCCCGGAAUGUCCGAAGGUAUUCGACGAAACCGGUAUUCGUCCGACGGUUGCUCAGUUCGAGCGCUACAUGGAGUUCUUCUUGUCGGAUGUUCCGGAUGAAACCUGCUCCAAAGGAGGUCGGGCUGCCUACCUAACGGCCCUGAACUUUGUGGUGGACUCCACCGGUCACUUGAAUGUACACGAUUCAUACUUUAUGUCUUACCACACGACGGUCAUCACAUCCAGGGACUUCUAUGAAGCCCUCCAGUGGGCUCGGCGUAUUACCGACGAAAUCCAGGAAGUUUUGGACGAGAAGCAAACCGGAGUGGAGAUCUUCCCAUACAGCGUAUUCUACGUCUACUAUGAGCAGUACCUGACCAUUUGGGCGGACGCUCUUCUUUCGCUUGGACUGUCACUGGCCGCCGUCUUUGUGGUCACCCUUCUAGUGACCGGUUUAGACAUCGUCUUCUCACUGAUUGUCCUACUAAUGGUAUUCUUGAUCCUCCUGAAUAUGGGCGGGUUCAUGUGGCUGUGGAACAUCACACUGAACGCAGUAUCGUUGGUGAACUUAGUCAUGAGCGUUGGCAUUGGCGUCGAAUUCAUCUCGCACAUUGUCCGCUCGUACAAGAACGAAGCGGGCAGCAAACCCGACCGCUCCAUCCGAGCCCUAACCCUGACCGGCAGCAGUGUAUUCUCCGGAAUCACACUGACCAAGUUCGCCGGAAUCAUCGUACUGGCCUUUGCCAACUCCCAGAUAUUCCAAAUCUUCUACUUCCGAAUGUACCUCGGAAUCGUCCUGAUCGGAGCACUGCACGGUCUGGUGCUACUACCCGUGCUUCUAAGUUUCGUUGGACCUCGAACGGCGGAACGCUCUCCGGCGGAAAUCUCCUACUCACCGAUGGACCAACCCCCGCAGGAAAAAACCGAACAACCGAGCCCGUCAGCCCCUUCAGCACCGGUGGAAACCCACAGCUCUAUACCAUUAAAUCAAUAA